Molecule: messenger RNA, 1749 nt
Organism: Seminavis robusta
Lineage: Eukaryota; Bacillariophyta; Bacillariophyceae; Naviculales; Naviculaceae
Source: the annotation of a GenBank genome assembly
UCAUUUGUGCUGCGGCACUCCACAUUUUCGCGUUCGUCGUUCAUAGAGUCGAGUCUACGGUAGUAUUGAAUUCAUUCAUUCGGAACAGAUAUAGCCAACCAUGACAAUGAUGAAGGCAAUUCUCUAUCUAACCUUGCUGCAAUGGAUUGCGUGUCUCUGUACGGCGGACCAUGACUAUGAAGCCACCAGUGCGACUCACCCCCCUCCAUCCAACAACAACAACCUUCGCACGAUGACCAUGCCAAGACGAAAAAAAGGAUCCCGCAAGUCAUCAUCCUCUCGUCGUAUGGAAAUGCUUCCUUCAUCGUCAUCCAAGGAAGCCACUAACAACAGUAAGCGCAGUGGCAAUCAAAUGACUUCUUCUAAUGCUGCACGAGUGCGAGGUACUUCUUCCAACAGUUUGGGCAUGAUGUCAUCCAGAAGCAACAAAUCGUCGCGACAAAAAAUGGACAUGGCCACUCGAACCGUCAUGGGUAUGCUACCCAAUCAUGAUAAUGACAACAACUACAUUCAAAGCGAACGACUGCUACAGAUUCGGGAUCAACUCAUCAAGCAAAACGCCAAGAACGAAGAAGCCAAGGACGGCGAAGACGAAGACGAACGGGUGGGAUUUGGAUUCUUUGGUCUGGGCAAUAGUGGAUAUGAUGGCACCAUUGCCGAUACCGCCGUGGAUGAAGAGUUUGAAGCCUGUCUCAGGAAUGGAGCUGGGUUCAACACCCGAGGAGGAGGAGGAGGAAGAAACAAGGGAAACAACCGCGCUCGUCGAGGCAAUCGCCCCACGGGUCGACUGGGAUUCUUUACCAGCAAGAGUGCGAGUGGCUCUGGAAGUGGCUCUGGAAGUGGAUCCAGUAGCGGCAGUGGUUCGGGAAGUGGUUCUGGAAGCAUGAUGGGCAAGAGUGGUAGUGGAUCCGGUAGUGGAAGUGGAAGUGGCAGCGGCAGCGGCAUGAGCGGCAAAUCCAGAAGCAAGAGCAAGGGUUCUGGAAGCUUUUCCGGCGGUAGCUUUCGAAGUGGAAAUAAUAAUGCUCGUAACAACAACGGGAUGAUGAAAUACAGUGCCAGUAGAAAACGGGAAUGUCGGCUCGAACGUCGUCAAAGAAACCGAGCAAAGAACAUGAUGAACAACAACAACCGACAAAACAGACUUGCCGACUACAUUGUGGAAUUGGAUCAAAAAGUGGAUCAAUACUUUACGUCUGCCGAUGCCAAAACGGCAAAACAAGCCUUUCAUCUUCGAUGGCCUCAUCAAUUUCAUGAAAAGGAUGGUACUCCCAAACAGCACCAUCAGCACUAACCCACGUGCUCCCUCUACCGGUAUGCAUUUGCAUCCAAUGGUGAUGCUGUUUCUUGUUGGCCCAUCAGCCAGCUGUGACAGACUGAAUGAAUAAGAAGUAUGUGCUACUCGUUGACCUUGGGUCAGCUGUGAGUCGUUCUAUGAUACUCAAUAUCAAGUUGUCUGAUCUAUACUAUACUAUUGGAGUGCUGUACUAACGAUUUCGUCCCAAAAGAUUGAUUGAGUGUGGACAAACAUGGCAAUCUUGUGAAGCUUUUUGUAAUGACGACGCAAUGGUCUCUUGUACUCCUGGCUAAUUAGAUCUAGUAGUUAAUGACAAAGGAUACUGCUUGAAUACUACCGGUACUCUCUACCCCUGAUGUUAGUAGUAGAACUACCCGUAGCGAUGCAUUCGACUCGACUCUUUCGCUGGAAUCGAAUCGCUCUACACUAAUGUAAUACAAAAGAGUAUUUUCCUC